This is a messenger RNA of Microtus oregoni (creeping vole), 4428 nucleotides long. RefSeq names its product ETS homologous factor (gene Ehf). NCBI's taxonomy places the organism in Eukaryota, Metazoa, Chordata, Mammalia, Rodentia, Cricetidae. Gene Ontology annotation, molecular function: sequence-specific DNA binding; DNA-binding transcription factor activity, RNA polymerase II-specific. The record is from RefSeq and is a predicted model, not a curated record. Gene Ontology annotation, biological process: cell differentiation; regulation of transcription by RNA polymerase II. The coding region runs from base 159 to 1058 and encodes 299 amino acids. The transcript has 8 exons. Gene Ontology annotation, cellular component: nucleus.
GUUUUGCUUUUACUGAAAGGGCUGUGGCAAUGGGUGGAAGGACACGUUCCUUCCUCCCUCUCUUUCUGUCUUCCUUUCUUAAUGAACUCCAUGUUGUGGACUCGCCAGCGAGUGUCUAAGGGGCGCUGAUUAGAUGACUGUUUGAUCCCUUGCAGAUCAUGAUUCUGGAAGGAAGUGGUGUAAUGAAUCUCAACCCAGCCAACAACCUUCUCCACCAGCAGGCAGCCUGGACGGACAGCUACUCCACAUGCAAUGUUUCCAGUGGCUUUUUUGGAGGCCAGUGGCAUGAAAUCCACCCUCAGUACUGGACCAAAUACCAGGUGUGGGAAUGGCUGCAGCAUCUCCUGGACACCAACCAGCUGGACGCCAGCUGCAUCCCUUUCCAGGAGUUUGACAUCAGCGGAGAACACCUGUGCAGCAUGAGCCUGCAGGAGUUCACGAGGGCAGCAGGCAAUGCUGGGCAGCUGCUCUACAACAACUUGCAGCAUCUCAAGUGGAAUGGCCAGUGCAGCAGUGACCUUUUCCAGUCCACACACAAUGUCAUUGUCAAGACUGAACAACCAGAUCCUUCCCUUAUGAACACGUGGAAAGAAGAGAGCUAUCUCUACGAGCCCAGCUAUGGUAGCACAGUAGAUCUGUUGGACAGUAAAACUUUCUGCAGGGCCCAGAUCUCCAUGACAACCUCCAGUCACCUUCCAGUUGAGUCACCUGAUAUGAAAAAGGAACCAGACCACCCCGUAAAGUCCCACACCAAAAAGCACAACCCAAGAGGGACUCACUUAUGGGAGUUCAUUCGGGACAUUCUGCUGAGCCCAGACAAGAAUCCAGGACUGAUCAAAUGGGAAGACCGUUCCGAAGGCAUCUUCAGGUUCCUGAAGUCAGAGGCUGUGGCCCAGCUGUGGGGGAAGAAGAAGAACAACAGCAGCAUGACCUACGAGAAGCUCAGCCGGGCCAUGAGAUACUACUACAAGCGAGAGAUUCUGGAGCGCGUGGACGGACGACGGCUGGUCUAUAAAUUCGGGAAGAACGCUCGUGGGUGGAGAGAAAAUGAGAACUGAGGCUGCCGACCCUUGGGACACAAACCAAAAACACACAGCAAAUGGGUUAUGAUCGAUGAAGAACUGGACGUAAAUAUUUCAAAAGACUGCUGUUCAGUGAUAUUUAUGUACCAUGAAGGGACAAAAAACAUCUACUUCUUAUGGGAAGAACGAACACUACAGUUGACGAAAGCAAUUAUUUUGUUACGUUGAAGUAUGUCCUAUGUGGGGAGCCAAUGUACACAGUUUUCUGUGAACUCUGAAACUGUAUGUGGUUGUGAUUUGCUGUUGUCUCUGUUGUGAUGUUCUUUUCUUCCCCCAAGAACAACAGGGCCUGUAGCCUUGUGCUUCUUGCUAAGAGGAAGGGAAAAGAAAUACGAGGGCAUUAAAUAUUUGAAUUUACAAAAUGAUUUAGAAGAAAGAAGUUGAUGUGUUCUCUACACAGAAGCGUCCACGUGACCUCCUCAAGAGAAAUGGGAUUCAUCAGUAGGACAAAGUUCAGGGUCUCAGAUUGAUGGGAUCAACCCAAAGGAUGCUGGGAAAUUUAACUUGACUUAGUGAGUAGAGAGGGGGAGCUUCCAUAAGCCAGAGUAGCCUGUGAUCACUGCAUGAUUACAUGCCCGGGAAUGCUGAAUGAUGGUGCGGGAGGCUUUACUUUCAUUCAUGGAUGAUUUUCCUGUAUUCCCUUUACCCUUGGAUGGUUAAGAAGUCAUUGGCCACAUGUACUUACCUCUAGCUGUGUAGAAUUCAGCCCAACUUACUGAAAAAUAAUCAAGAAAGGGAGGUGGUGCUAUGGGAAUGAUGGAUGAGCAUGCUCUUGUUUCUGUAACUUAAGGUUUCUCCCUGGGAACAGUUGACGUUUGGGGCUUGUCCAUUCUUUGUGGUGGGGGUUGUACUGUGUGUUGUAAAAUGUGUAGCAACAUCUAUGACCUCCAUCGGUAUUUCAUUCCUGUGACAAUCCAAGUAUUCCUAGAAAUUGUCAAGUGUCUCCAGGAGGAUAAAAGUACCCUUGAGUGAGAACACCAAAUGAACCAGUCAAUAUAAAGGUAGUCAUUCAGGACAAAGAGAUUUAUAGAACCUUCCAGUCCCUAGAGUGAAGAUGAAGCAAGACCUUGAUGUCAAUAUAUUUUUAUUUUUUUAAAUAAUAGGGACAACAGGAUGUGAGAGAUGGAGGAGAUUCUUUUCAGAACACCACAUGAGAACCAAAGUCAGAUAAAUGCAGUGACCUAUCAGGAAGUACAAGAGGAAAUGUUUGCGCUGGGAAUGCAGAGAGAAGCUUAUACUGCAGAGGGAAAUACUGAGGAAAGAUUCUAUGGGUGUCUCUCUCUCUCUCAAUGUGUGUGUGUGUGUGUACGCACGUAUGUGGGUACGCACAUGCCUGUGUGCUUAUGUGUGUGUGGGCUGUGCGCCUCUGUGUGUGUGUGUGUGCUCAAGUGCCUGUGUGCUUGUGUGAGUGUGUAUGUGAGGUGAUGGUACUAGCCGCAUCUGCCUGUUUUCUCUCUGCUGUUCCUUGCAUAGUUUCCUCCUGCUUUGGUCUAGGGUGAUGAAGCCAUUCUCUGGGUUCACUUUCCACAAGCCUGUGAGUUUCUCGGAUUCCUGUAACUGGCUUUGGCUCUUUCUACAGCUUCUUCACCACAGAGCUAUCCUUGUCAGGAGAGUCUGGAGAGGACCGGUGGGAACAGUUCUGCAGAUAAAUAGAUUGUGCUGUUUGCCGAGAGUGACGGUUUCUUGGCACCCAGUGCCCACUCAAAAAGGCUGCAGCAUUGAGUGCUCUCAUAUCGACUUUCUUGGCUCUGCUGUGUUUUCUGUGUGCUGUUCACGACUUGGAGAACUCCAGGUAAUGAAGCUAUGCCAAUUUGGGGUGUAGCCGAGUGCUCCCCACCACAGUUAGAAAGAAACAAGAAAGCCCUACAGAGAAGCCCCUCUUUCUUUAAGGAAUAGUCACUUAAUUGAUAAGUUCAUCUGUGAUUAAUUGGCUAAAGGCUUACCUAAUAGAGUCUCCAUGAAUAUGCCUAAGUGUCCUAUUAGUGGUUUCCAUGGGAACCUAAGUCAAGUAAUGGAACAUUAAUACUUCAAAUGACUCAGAUCAUCGGAGGCUCCUAUAUGAUUUAAUAAAAUUAAGCAAGGCCCUGGACCCCAGCUUCUUCAGCAUGCUACCUGAGCAGGACAAACCCACGCCUACGAGAUUCACACACAGAGCCUUUCUUCAAGUUCCUGUCGGGCUGGACUGUAAGCCCUCUGAGGGCAGGGACCAAGUCUGACCACUUUUGUUCUCUUCUUACCUGGGAUGCCUUACCUGGAUAACUAUUCACUGAGCGAUUGGCAACCACCUUCGGGGAGAUUCCUCUGACUGGGCAGGCAUCAGUCAUGUUCCUAACCGGGAUGUGAAUCGCUUCCAGACCUCCAAAGACACGUCCUGUGUGGUGACUGGUUUACUGUGACGCUCUCCUCUGCCUCCUGCCUGUGCUGAAAAGACAUUCAAACAGGCUGCUUGGUUCCACACACCAGUGUCUGCUGGAUGGCAAUUCUACUCCUUAUCCAGAGCUGUGAGACUUAAGCUGGUUACAAGAUGCCAGCAAUGAACCCUUGACCUAUUUAACCAAUGAAGAUUAUAAAUGUGUUUAUAUGAUGUCAGUUGCUAUUUAAGCAUAAAACCGUUCUCAGUUUUAGUAUUUAGGGGUUGGUUUUUAUUUUUUUUUCCUUUUCGAAAAACGCUGAGGAAUAUUUUGAUAAGGUUAGCCAUGCACAUUAGAUGUUAGUUUUGCAAGUGUGUCAUUUUUUUUAAAUGUAUAAAAUAUAAGAAAAGAGAGAUUAGUAAGAUGGAGGAGAAACUGCAUUAUUCUUCUGUAGUUUAAACAAAGCACCUGUUCGGUGCCCUGUGUAUUGUGGAGCAUCCCGUAUGUGAGGAGUGCACGUGAGGACGUAGGUGGUGGGAGACUCCUGAUCUGGACUGAUGGAGGAAUACUGUCCAUGAGACUGGAGCACCGUCCUGGCAACCUUAGGGUCACAGGUGAAUUGUCCUCAGCUGGGAGGCUCAAGAUUCACUUCUAGAAUAAAGGAGGCCAUUAAGAAAGCCAAAUUCCUUGGAACUGUGUCUCACAAGCUUUUGAAACAUGUAGACUUCAGAGUUUAGUUGAAUUGGGGUUAAUCAUUCUGUAGCUAUAAAUUUUAUUCUUGCCAUCUGGCGUCUGGGUUGGUAAUUGGUGGGCAACAACCCUACUGCCACUGUUCGGCUUUUUUGUUUUUUGUUUUUUUUAAGCAGAACCUUUCCCCCUUAAACUGUUAAAUCCAAGAAAUUUCUGUUUAAUGAAAGAAUUCUAUUUUUCAAUAAUAUGUUUUUAUUUGUUUGUUUGAUGGGUCCCAGAAAACACUAAUAAAAUCCACAGAGACA